This is a messenger RNA of Arctia plantaginis, 822 nucleotides long. The record is from the annotation of a GenBank genome assembly. NCBI's taxonomy places the organism in Eukaryota, Metazoa, Arthropoda, Insecta, Lepidoptera, Erebidae.
AUGAAACCCAUAUCUGCAGAUAAAGCAUCUUCUAAAAGAAAUGGCUAUCAAUCAGAUGAUGACAACAUUAGAUACAAGUUGAAUACAGAAUAUUUUAACAAUAUUGCUAAAUCACCUAAGAAUAAAAAAACUGAAAAAGUCGACAAGGCUCAAAAUGACGAUGAUAACAUUCGUUAUAAAUUGCCUACUGUUGUGUUGAAUAGGACUAAAUUAUCUGAACAGAAGCCCAAACUUAAACAGAAAAUAAAAGUUAAUUUCUGGAGUAAUAAACAGUCUGUUAGUCGACUGAAUAACACUGAUGCAGUUAAACAGAAAACUAACCGUAGACACACUGUGGCUGCGUCUGCUGAAGAUACAACAAUGAAACCAAAGCAUUCUACUGUCAAAGUGAGGAAACGAGUAUCUUUCCUUCCCUCCCCCAUAUUUUCUGAAAACCAUAUACCUAUGGUAACGGUGCCAGAUGAUUUGACAAUACAGUUAAAUGAAGAAGAAGCUAACGAUUUGGCUGAAGAUUUAAAUUUGGCUUUUGUUAACAGUGGCAGUACGGAUAUUAAGUCAAAUAAUUCUCCUAAAAGGAAAGCUAAAAAUUCAAAUGAUGUAAAUAUUCGAGAGACUAAACGUAAAAGGAGUAUGGAAGACUUAGAUACUAGAACUCAAGGAAGUGACAAUGAACUUGAGUUUUUCUCAAAAUAUGUGGUCCAAAAAUUGAGACGCAUGGAAACCAAUCAGCGCAUUUAUUCAGAGAAUUUAAUAAAUACUGUUCUAAUGUUGGGUCAACUCGGUAAACUCAACGGUAAAUCAAAAAUUGGGGAUGCACAGUAA